GUUCGCGCGCGAAUGACGUCAGGCCGCAUGAUCCCGGUUUGAUCAGGUGAUGAGGAAGUUGUUGAGAGCUGGUGUCAGAGUGUUGCAAUUCCAAGGGAGGAGAAGGACAGCACCGUUAUCUUCUCUCGCAGCUCACAGCAAGAAGACAUGGCUUACCGCGCUCUGGCUGUCGUCCUCGCUUCUCUAGUCGCGGUCUCCGUGGCAGAACCGAUUAAAUAUCUGGACUGUGGUUCCAUUGUUGGUAAAAUCAGUUCUGUUGAUGUGAGUCCAUGCCCGAAGCAGCCUUGUGAACUGGUCAAGGGAGAGUCUUACACCGUCAACGUGACCUUCAGCAGUGAUGCAGCAAGUCAGACAAGCAAAGCCAUUGUGCAUGGAGUCAUUGCUGGCGUUCCUGUUCCCUUCCCAAUUCCAAACGAAGAUGGCUGCAAAUCUGGAAUUCAGUGCCCAAUCCAGCAGCAGAAAACCUACAGCUAUAUCAACCAGCUGCCUGUGAAGACAGAGUACCCUUCGCUUAAGCUGGUGGUGGAGUGGGAACUGAGGGAUGACAAUAACAAAGACUUCUUCUGCUUCAAGUUUCCAGUCCAGAUCACAAGCUGAGGGUGAAGGGAUGUCUGCUUCUAAUACAUUUGCUAAAAGAUGAUGUCACACUGUAACAAACAAAAGUUUAGAGAUCAAAUAAAGGCUGCUGCGGCCUAAGCAAACAGUGAGUCAUUAACAGGCUGUUUAAUAAUUAACAUACUUGUGAUUAAAAAUGUUGCGCUAUUUUUAAAUUUUUAUAUUUGAAUUGAAAAUUUUUUCUAGGUCCAAAUGAAAUCAGACUGGUUUGCUGCUCUGAGAUUUUUCUAUUAAACAUGAAUCAGUUUUGCACAAGCUUAUGGAGCUUCAGUACAUGUCUGUCAGAACUGCUAAAGUUGUUCUUUUUUGCCUUUCAAAUCCAGUGUUUUUAUAUAAACCCAUUUAACAAUAAAGAUUUUAGUUCUCAAA
This is a messenger RNA of Polyodon spathula (Mississippi paddlefish), 984 nucleotides long. RefSeq names its product NPC intracellular cholesterol transporter 2-like. Gene Ontology annotation, biological process: cholesterol efflux; intracellular cholesterol transport. The record is from RefSeq and is a predicted model, not a curated record. Gene Ontology annotation, molecular function: cholesterol binding. Bases 148 to 597 code for a protein of 149 amino acids. NCBI's taxonomy places the organism in Eukaryota, Metazoa, Chordata, Actinopteri, Acipenseriformes, Polyodontidae. The transcript has 5 exons.